AUGACUGUUGGAUUUCAACGAAACGCAAUUGACGGCGUGCCCGGCUCUGCAAUGCCUAUCGUUCACAAGCUGUCCAAGGACCAUGAAUUGGUAUUGAAGACCUUUCGGCUCUUGAUUGCAGACCUUUGCCAACAAUUCAACGGCGGGCAUCCCGGUGGUGCCAUUGGUAUGGCUGCGAUCGGUGUUGCGCUAUGGAGAUACGUUAUGCGUUAUGCGCCGCACACUCCAGGAUUCUUCAACCGAGAUCGCUUCGUCUUGUCAAAUGGCCACACCUGUCUCUUCCAAUACUCUUUCCUGCAUCUGACAGGAUACAAGGCCAUGACAUUGGAACAGCUCGAAUCAUAUCAUUCGGAUCGCAUCGAUGCGCUCUGUCCCGGACAUCCAGAGAUUGAACACGAAGGAAUUGAAGUGACAACUGGACCAUUGGGUCAGGGUCUAGCGAAUGCUGUAGGCUUGGCCAUGGCGACGAAGAAUCUCGCUGCCACCUACAACCGCCCUGGCUUCGAUGUGGUAAACAACCACACUUGGUGCAUGGUUGGCGAUGCUUGCUUGCAGGAGGGAGUUGGUCUCGAGGCUAUCUCGCUGGCCGGGCAUUUCCGUCUAAACAACCUCACAGUCAUCUACGACAACAACCAGAUCACCUGUGAUGGAUCAGUUGACCUUACCAACACUGAGGAUGUCAACCAAAAAAUGCGCGCCUGUGGCUGGGAUGUGAUUGAUGUGGCAGAUGGCUGCUUUGAUAUUGAGGGCAUUGUUCGUGCAUUGGAGCAGGCUCGCUCAUCGAAGCAAAAUCCCACCUUCAUUAAUAUCAAGACAGUCAUUGGUCUUCAUAGUAGCGUUGCUGGAACUGCUGUUGCCCAUGGAGCUCCUUUUGGUGCCAAGGGUAUCUGUGAUAUGAAGACUGCCUAUGGCUUCAAUCCGGAGGAGCACUUUGUCAUCGGCGACUCUGUGCGCCAGUUCUUCCAGGGCAUUCCCGAGCGCGGAGAGCAGUGGGUUCAAGACUGGGAUCAGCUAGUGAAAAAUUACGCUAUCCAGUACCCUGGUCUCGCAACCGAAUUCAUGGCGCGCGUCCGCGGGGAGCUUCCAGCCAACUGGCAGGAUCAUAUCCCAACCACCUUCCCUGAUAAACCUACAGCCACACGGACGGCAUCUGGCUUAGUAUUUAACCCAAUUGCAAAAGAAGUGGACACUUUCAUGGUCGGUACUGCGGAUCUCUCGCCAUCCGUAAACAUGAUAUGGCCUGGCAAAGUAGACUUCCAGCAUCCUGACCUCCGCACAACUUGCGGCAUCAAUGGGACUUAUGCUGGCCGCUAUAUCCAUUAUGGUGUCCGCGAGCAUGCCAUGGCUGCCAUCUCAAACGGUCUGGCAGCUUACUCCCCAAACACCAUUAUUCCGGUCACCUCGACAUUCUUUAUGUUUUACCUGUAUGCUGCACCCGCAGUCAGAAUGGGUGCAUUGCAGCACCUCCAAAUCAUCCACGUCGCCACCCAUGAUUCCAUCGGUAUGGGCGAGGACGGACCCACUCAUCAGCCUAUCGAGUUGGCCAACCUAUAUCGCUCAAUGCCAAACCUAUUGUACAUCCGUCCCGGUGAUAGCGAAGAGACAGCUGGUGCAUGGAUUGCGGCCAUCGCCGCCAAGCAGACCCCAAGUAUCAUUUCUACCUCCCGUCAAACAUUGCCCCAGCUCUCGCAGACUCGGCGUGAUGGCGUGGCGCUCGGUGCAUACGUUCUAUCUGAAGCUGAGUCGGCUAAUGUCACUUUGAUCGGCGUCGGGGCUGAGCUUUCAUUUGCAGUGGAGGUUGCUGAGCAACUGAAGGUGCAGAAGGGUAUUAUUGCGCGCGUUGUCAGUUUCCCUUGUCAACGCUUGUUUGAGAGACAGUCGCUCGACUACAAGCGUAAAACGCUGCAGCGGCACCGGGGCAUACCGGCUGUAGUGAUUGAACCCUACGCACCAAAUGGCUGGGAGCGGUACGCGGAUGCGGGCAUCUGCGUGACGCGCUUCGGUCAUAGUCUGCCGGGUAAGGCAGCAUACAAGUAUUUUGGGUAUGAUAUUGAUACCUUGACAACAAAGGUGGCCAGGUACCUGGAACAAAUCCAUGAAGAUGAGCUCCUUGGCGGCGAAUUUGUCGACCUAUGA
Molecule: messenger RNA, 2136 nt
Organism: Penicillium coprophilum
Lineage: Eukaryota; Fungi; Ascomycota; Eurotiomycetes; Eurotiales; Aspergillaceae
Product: transketolase family protein
Exons: 4
Coding region: 1-2136 (711 amino acids)
Biological process (GO): pentose-phosphate shunt
Cellular component (GO): cytosol
Molecular function (GO): transketolase activity
Source: RefSeq, a predicted model, not a curated record